AUGUACAAUAUUGUUCAACGUGCAAGUGCGAUAUUUGCAUUUGCAAUGACCGUCAUGUUCGGUCUUUUAUUAUCAAUAGCCAUAAGUUCACUUUAUAUAACUUCUAAUCCGAUAGGCAAGGUUGACAUAAAUGAACUUAAUAUAUGGUUGUAUAAUUAUGCUAAUAAAGAAACCGAGUUCGCUUUCAUAGAAAUGAAUAUUGAUGCUGACUUGACCUCACUCUUCAAUUGGAAUACAAAACAACUAUUUGUUGCUGUCGUUGCCGAGUACGAGACCGAAUUACAUGAAUUGAAUCAGGUGGUUUUAUGGGAUUCGAUUAUUCGGUCAAAAGAAGAUGCCCACAUUAAAGGAAAUAAAGUGAGAAAUGAAAAAUAUGAAUUUGUGGAUAUUACACCUAGCUUUGGUGAGGUAAAUGCGAAAUACUCAAUAUAUUGGGAUGUGAUGCCUUACGUUGGAUUUUUAGUGGGCGGAAAAACUGGAACAAACCAAACAAUUCCAUUUCCUGUUCCGUUGAAUGAAAAAGUUUAUAAUUAA
Messenger RNA from Funneliformis caledonium, 534 nucleotides. The record is from the annotation of a GenBank genome assembly. NCBI's taxonomy places the organism in Eukaryota, Fungi, Glomeromycota, Glomeromycetes, Glomerales, Glomeraceae.